Messenger RNA from Cladophialophora carrionii CBS 160.54, 201 nucleotides. RefSeq lists its product as uncharacterized. The record is from RefSeq and is a predicted model, not a curated record. The transcript has a single exon. The coding region runs from base 1 to 201 and encodes 66 amino acids. NCBI's taxonomy places the organism in Eukaryota, Fungi, Ascomycota, Eurotiomycetes, Chaetothyriales, Herpotrichiellaceae.
AUGGCAGAAAUCUUUGGACAGCUCUUAUCGAUCAUGGGCGCCAACAUCUAUGAUAACGGUCCGAGAUACGUGAAAGGCCACGCGACUGCCAGGGCGUUCUCGUGGCUCUCGGUGUUGAUCGCGUCGGUAUUGAUGGUUGUGCUCCGUCGCCAGAACAAGAAACUAGUUGAUAUCCUGCAGGACUACGCAAGGCGUAGGUAG